Messenger RNA from Fusarium graminearum PH-1, 951 nucleotides. RefSeq lists its product as uncharacterized. Lineage: Eukaryota; Fungi; Ascomycota; Sordariomycetes; Hypocreales; Nectriaceae. Bases 1 to 951 code for a protein of 316 amino acids. The record is from RefSeq and is a predicted model, not a curated record. The transcript has 2 exons.
AUGAGAGGACUGGCCUCGGCGGUUCUUUUAUCUUUCUCUCUCUGUCUAACAAAUGCCCUGGUUGCACAACCUCAAGCUCCUGAGCCAACAGUACCGCCACGAAUGCAACAGAUCGAACACAUCUACGAGCGAGCAGAUGGCACUAUCACCGAAACCCUUAAUGUCAUCGUCGCCGCGAACAACACUUGCGGUUUCUAUACCCCCGACACUGAUACAUAUCUCACAUGUUUUUCGGACUACAAUUGCCUAUAUGAGACGGAGAAGUACAAUGUUGCCGUUUGCCCUAAAUCUGGAUUUCACACAGCUUGUAUGAACAGUGAAGAAUCUGGGAACACAUCCAAAUGUGACGACCACUGCAGAACAAACACCAACAUCCGGAAGUGCAUGAAACAAUAUUUUUGCCAUGAAUCAUCAGCCUAUCGUAAUGCCGCGUUUAUGACUGGGCUCGACGACCUGCGAGAAACAACCUUGGAGGUUAGUUUCUUCCCAGUCGUUACGACCGCAUCAAGCACAGAGACUUCGGACGAAGAAACCUCGUCGAGACCAACUACGACUGCGACUACGACCGCGACUACCACGGAUGAACCCCCGCCUCCUUCCUCCGAGGGAAGCAAAAGCAACGCCGGUGCCAUUGCAGGUGGAGUUGUUGGUGGAGUUGCUGGACUCGCCGCUUUGGGGCUUGUCAUGUUCUUCCUUCGUCGUCGAAACAACAAGAAGAAAGAACAGCAGACACCAGUAGCGAUGGCCGACCAGAGCUCACUCCAACCUCAAAUGCCUCAGGGAAUGACGCCCGAGCAAUAUCAAAGAUGGAGCACAACAUCACAUUCUCCCCAAGCCUGGAAACCAACCGACUCUCCUUCAGUUGCCCCAAAUCAAUCACCCCAAUUUUUGGUGGAGGCUCCUAAUGACAGUGCAACGCAGGUGCAUGAGAUGGAUGGUGGUGGGAGAUAA